Messenger RNA from Lacerta agilis (Sand lizard), 1929 nucleotides. Its product is annotated as suppressor of SWI4 1 homolog. The transcript is spliced from 11 exons. Gene Ontology annotation, molecular function: rRNA binding. The coding region runs from base 142 to 1611 and encodes 489 amino acids. The record is from RefSeq and is a predicted model, not a curated record. Gene Ontology annotation, cellular component: preribosome, large subunit precursor. Lineage: Eukaryota; Metazoa; Chordata; Lepidosauria; Squamata; Lacertidae. Gene Ontology annotation, biological process: ribosomal large subunit assembly; rRNA processing.
ACUAAGAACCAGAAGAAAGAGCGGGCGGCGGCCCAGCAUCGCUCUCAGGAGGAGUUCGGCUCCGUCCCUCACUCCUUCGUCUUCCACCGCGGCCGCGUGGGCAAGAACCUGCAGCAGCUCAUCCUGGAUGUUCGUCGGGUGAUGCAGCCCUACACGGCCGCCAGCCUCAAGGUGCGCAAGAAGAACACUCUGAAAGACUUUGUGGCAGUGGCUGGACCUCUUGGGGUGACUCACUUCCUGGUGUUCACAAAAACCCCCACCAAUAUCAACCUUAAAUUCUUCCGUCUUCCUGGUGGGCCAACCUUGACCUUCAGAGUUGCUCAGUAUUCACUCAUCAAAGAUGUUGUGUCAACCCUGAAGCGGCACCGGAUGCAUGAGCAGCAGUUCAGCCACCACCCACUCCUGGUCCUCAACAACUUUGGCCUUCAGGGCAUGCAUAUCAAGGUCAUGGCGACUAUGUUCCAGAACAUGUUCCCUUCCAUCAAUGUCCACAAGGUAAACCUUAAUGCCAUCAAGCGUUGUGUACUGAUCAACUAUAACCCAGACACCCAGAUCCUUGAAUUCCGUCAUUACAGUCUGAAAGUGGUGCCUGUAGGAAUAAGCAAAGGGCUGAAGAAGAUCAUGCAGGAGAAGUUUCCUAACAUGAGCCGUCUGGAGGACAUCAGUGAACUAUUGGUUAGAGACAUAAAUCUUUCUGAGAGUGAAGCUGAGCAAGAUGGCAGUCACAACACCACAGAGCUGCCUCAGGCCUACGCUGGCCGGGGGAACAUGAAGGCCCAACAGAGUGCUGUCCGCCUCACCGAGAUUGGCCCUCGAAUGACCCUGCAACUGAUCAAGGUGGAGGAAGGGUUAAGCCAGGGCAAUGUGCUCUAUCACAGCUUCAUUUAUAAAACGGAGGAAGAGAUCCAGGAGGCCCUUGCCCGGAAAGAGGCAAGGCUGCAGCUGAAGGCUGAGCGGCGCCGCAAGCAGGAUGCAGAUGUGGAACGCAAGCAGGAGCAGAAGCAAGUUCACAGGAAGAAGAGUCUGGAGGGGAUAAAGAGGAAGAAGAAGCAGGCAGAGGGAAGUGACAGUGAUGCAGAGGACCCUGGGAUGCAAGAGGACCAGAAGGUGGAUGAGCCAUCAGACGAUGACAUGGAGUAUUAUCGGCAGGAAGUGGGAGAAGAGCCUGAUGAAGAUCUGUUUCCCCAAAGCACUAAGAGGAAACGAAGGCCCAGUCAGUCCACUAAAGCUGGGAAAAGGCAUAAAUGCACCCAUUCUGCUGGUGACCAGAGCCCAGCAGCAUCUGCAGGAAACAGCAACAAGGCAAAGAAGCAGAGGACAUCACGGCCCAUGCAGUGGAAGCAGCAGAAGUUGAGAGGCUUCUCUCCCCGACAGCCCAAGGGGGCCCAGAGUCAGCAACAGAGGGAGGCCGCUCAGCCCACAGUGCAGCACAGAGUGUCGCCAAAGACCAGGAGGAAGCAGCCCCAGACCCCAGGGCAGCACCACACCCGGCGGCAGCCUGGCUCAAGGCCCCGGAGGCAGGGCAAGUCCGGACUGGGGCGGAAGCCGGUGCUCAAAGGGAAAGGAAGCUUCAGAAAGCCCGGACGUUCAGGGAAGAAGAGGCCAGCCUAGAGCCCUGGGCCUCCCUCCCUUGGUUUUGUAUAGCUGUCCAUCAAAAACUGUGGAGAACAUUUCCUUUUAUCUUAAGGUGGGUGUGGGACCUUAUCUCUGACAGGACUCUAGGCCUGAAAUUUGCUUACAAGAUACUAAGCAGCCAUCUGUACAUUGGUCAAGAGAAAUAUAUCUUGUUGGAAAUACAUACCCUUCAGCCUUGAGAUCUCAAUUCCUCAAUUCCUGCUUUGGUGACUGCUGAAUUUAGGCUGUAAACAUGUUUGAGAGGAUCCACAAAGUGUCCAGUUUUCUGUGCUGUUUGAAAAGCUCUUUGCCAAA